This is a messenger RNA of Stegastes partitus (bicolor damselfish), 873 nucleotides long. RefSeq names its product basic helix-loop-helix family, member a9 (gene bhlha9). The record is from RefSeq and is a predicted model, not a curated record. Gene Ontology annotation, biological process: axon development; positive regulation of transcription by RNA polymerase II; sensory organ development. NCBI's taxonomy places the organism in Eukaryota, Metazoa, Chordata, Actinopteri, Pomacentridae. The transcript has a single exon. Bases 1 to 873 code for a protein of 290 amino acids. Gene Ontology annotation, molecular function: E-box binding; DNA-binding transcription factor activity; protein dimerization activity. Gene Ontology annotation, cellular component: nucleus.
AUGAGCUGCAGCAGCGUUGCGGGUUCAGAGUUCUCUGAGGAGGAGCUGGAGCUCGGCGUGCUGGGCCGAGGUGAAGACGAGAGGAGUCCCAAGGCGUCGUUUCAAGACAGCGAGAGUUCAACCAGCAGCCCCAGCGACCCAGAGGAAGGCCAGACCAAGAAGCGCAACAGACCCGUCCGUUCAAAAGCUCGGAGAAUGGCUGCUAAUGUCCGCGAGAGAAAAAGAAUUAUGGACUACAACCAGGCCUUCAACGCCCUCCGUGUUGCUCUGAAUCACGACCUCAGCGGCAAACGGCUUUCCAAGAUCGCCACGCUGCAGAGGGCCAUCAACCGCAUCUCCGCUCUGUCGGUGUUCCUGAGCUCCAACCCUCCCAGCAAGCCCUGCGCCCACCGCGAGUGCAACAGGUCGUCCGUGGGGCCGGCGGCGCUGGGCGCAUCACGCCUGGACCAGACCAGGGUCAGCGUUCCUCGUCUGGAGCAUCAGAGCUUCGUUCCCUGGCACGCGUCCAUCUCUCACCAGAUGCAACCACAACAAGCGCCUCACGUGCACCGGCUGUCCACGGAGCCCCACGUCUACAUGGAUAACGCCGUGUCCUCGUGCCCCCCGUCGCCACACUACCCCUGUUACCCCACUGAGGGACAGCUCUAUGCUUCACAUGGACACUGCGGCAGCCCCCACGACCACCCGCCCAGUCCUCUGCGGUACCCUCAGGUGGGCGAGGGGCUGGGCUACCAGCCGGGCAUGUGGGCCUCCUGCACUCAGGGAUACAUGGACACGUUUGUGGAGCCGUCCGCCGCUCUGGGGCUUCCAUGGCAGGUGAGCUACCUGCAGGAGCCGGAGCACAGCCUCCCUCUGUGCUCUGACAUCCUGUAA